AUGGAAGCUUUCUAUGACGAAUAUCUCAAGAUUUUAGGGGCUAUUCGAUAUACUGCUGGCUCCAUCUGGUAUAGAGACCUCAAGCGGCAAAUAACAGAAGUCGAGCAGUACAUUCAGUCAAAACCUCAAAAUUUUGAUCUGAAAAAAGCCCUUGUUCCAAUAUGGACGGCCAUGGACCAGAACCCAGUAUUCCAAAACAUUGUUCUUGAAGGUCUAACAACUGUUUGCAAGCUUCAGAAGAUUCCAGCUCUCGUUUUCUUAAAAAUUAUCGAUGUUUUAAACAAAAUACAGCCAAAUCCACAAGACGGAUCUAUUCCAAAAAUGUGCGAACUUGCAUUGGCACUGUAUAGAAAUCACAAUGCUCAAUACACUCUUCAUGGUUUGUAUCUUCGUAAUUUUUUCGGUGUCUUUUUCAAAAUUUUUUCGAUAAUUGAGCAGCCAGAUCUUCUUGCUGGCGUACGCGAUGUCAUAAAAGAAAUAACAAACAAUCUUUUCCAAUCAUAUGGUCAACCAGUACCAAUUAAGCGAUCAGCCAACAUGUCAACCUAUGCAAAAAAUAUCGUAUACACUCUUUCACAAAAUUCCGCUCACAUUCGGAAAUUCUUACGUCCUGUUAUCACUACAGGAGAUUAUUCAGUUACUAUCUACGAUUGUGACUUAUACGUCUUACUUAGUUUGAUUGCCAAAUGCAUAGAGGCUCGUGUAAACAUCAAUUCAAGCCGCUAUUCCUUAGUUGUUCUGUUAUAUGCAUUUGAUGUUCACGGAAACAACGCAUUUUUCAAGUCUACCACCUUCAAAUAUCUUCUACAGAACCAACUUCACGUUGCCUUCCUCUCAAUGUUCUUAAAAGGCCAAAUUGAGCAUCAAUUUUCGACAGUUUCGAUUCUAAAGACUGUUUGGUCUAAGUUUGCCGAUUUCUAUCAAGAUGGUCUAUACGAAAUCCUUACUAAAGGAUUAGCAACAACAAUGAAAUCUCCCGACCCAGAAAUUGUUGCCCACGCGUUAAAAGUCUACCACGAAAUGUCAACAUUACCCCAGUUUUUCGUUGAUAUCUUCGUAAACUACGACUGUGACUGCAAUGGAAUAUAUACCAACGCAUUUCAAGACUGUUUUGAGAAGAUUGUGUCCUUAUCGUAUCCGGAUAUGCCUGUUAGACAAGACCAGCUCGACGCUCUUGAGAUUGUCGUUGAAAUUUUGCAAUCAAUGUGGACAUAUUUCUCAAACUUCGAAGUUUCAACCGAAAACGUCGAAGCCCCACAAGACUUUCUUGAAGCCAAGAAGACAAAGGCCAAACUGGACAUUGGUCUUGAGAUUUUCAAGAAAUCAUCCAAAAAAGGUGUUGCUUUCUUUAUCCAGGAAGGAUUUACCAACGACGAUCCUGCUUCCAUUGCCAAGUUCUUCCACAAUACGCACUCCCUUAACCCUACUUCCGUUGGAGAAUAUCUUGGAACAAAAGAUAAUAUCGAAGUUCUCAAGGAAUACGUUGAAAUCUUCAACUUCAAGGGCAUGUCCUUUGAACAAGCAUUUCGAAUGUUCCUUCAGAGCUUCACAAUUCCAGGAGAAGCCCAAAUGAUCGACAGAUUCAUGGAACAGUUCGGUACAAAGUACUACAACGACAAUCCCGGCACUUUCUCAUGCGCUGACACCUGUUACAUGUUGGCUUUUUCAGCUUUGAUGUUGAAUACAGAUUCUCAUAACAAAGCCAUCAAAAACCACAUGACAUUUCCACAAUUUGUUGCAAAUAACAGGAACUUAGACAAUGGAAAAGAUCUUCAUGAAGAUUUCCUAAGAGAAUUAUACAACGGAAUCACUUCAAAAGAGAUUUGUGUACUUCCAAAUUCUGUUCCAAGUUUAUCUCUACUAACACUUGAACAGAGAUCUGAAUUAUAUAAUAUGCAAUGUGCACAAAUGAUUGAAGAUGCCAAGGAUAAAUCUAGAAUAACAGAUCAUUCAUUCCAUCACUCCGAAUCACCUCUUUUCAUUGGUCCAAUGUUCCAAUCGAUAUGGGGAGGAGCUUUGGGAGCAUUGACAAUGACAUUGCAACAAAGUGAUGAUCCUAGUGUUUAUAAUCUUUGUUUGAAAGGAUUGACAUUGGCUGUACACAUCGCUUCUCAUUGUUUCGUUGAAAAUGCAUUGGAUACAUUGGUUGAUUCAUUCUCUAAAUUCACUAAUUUGAGAAAGAAUUUGUCAGAAGUCCAACCAAAGAAUAUCCAAUGUACGAAUGCAUUGUUGAGGAUAGCUAUUGAAGAUAAGAAUUUCUUACGUGGUGCAUGGGAAAUUGUUUUAGCAGAGAUCUCAGCAUUGGACAGAAAGAAAGAUGAUUUGUCGAGUGCAGAUACUACAUUGAUUGAUGAAUUGUUUAUGGCAACAGAUACAUUGGACAGAGAAUCUAUUGCAGACUUCUUGAAAUCAUUAGUUUCGGUUUCUAAAUCAGAAUUAUCAGAAAAAGAACCACGAAAAUUCUCAUUACAACAAUUAGCAGUUGUUGCACAUUUCAACAUGAAACGACCACGUUUUAUUUGGGUUGCUAUUUGGGGCACAAUUGGUGAACAUUUGUCUAGUGUUGGUACAUCAGAUAAUGAGAACAUGGCAGACAUCACUAUCGACAUUUUGCGACAAUUGGCUAUCAAAUUCAUGAAUGAAGAAGAAUUGUCACAAUUCCAUUUCCAAGAACAUUUCAUGAAACCAUUCCAAUACAUCUUCGAACGUCAGAAACUUCAAGGCCCAAAGCGAUUAGUCAUCGACUGCAUCACUAUGCUUGCAAGAGAGUUAGGUCUUAAACUUAAGUCCGGAUGGGCAACAGUUAUUUCUAUUGUUGCAUCUGCUAGUAAAGAGAGCAAAGAUGUUAGUGAACCAGCAUUGGAUUUGCUUAAGUUUAUUAUCAAUGAAAGUUUGAGUUCAGUUGUUGACUACAAUGUUUCAUUGAACAACGCAAUCAAUGCAUACGAAUCAGCAUUGACAAAAGAAGUUGCAGAUGAAUACCGAUCUAAAGUCAAUUCCGCAGUUCAAUCUAAGAAAGAAAAGAAUAAGAAAUAA
Messenger RNA from Trichomonas vaginalis G3, 3036 nucleotides. RefSeq names its product guanyl-nucleotide exchange factor family. The coding region runs from base 1 to 3036 and encodes 1011 amino acids. Gene Ontology annotation, biological process: regulation of ARF protein signal transduction. NCBI's taxonomy places the organism in Eukaryota, Parabasalia, Trichomonadida, Trichomonadidae. The transcript has a single exon. Gene Ontology annotation, molecular function: guanyl-nucleotide exchange factor activity. The record is from RefSeq and is a predicted model, not a curated record.